AUGCAGGCGGUGAGGAGGGCCAAGAAGCUCUACGUCUCCUCAUGUCUCGCCACGUCAGGGCACAGAUACUUCGCGCACAUGUCGUUCAAGACGACCAAGCUCUUCGAGCUGUUGCUUGCCAUGACGGUCCAGGUAUCGGCAUCGAACGAGAACAUCGUCUACUGGAUCAACUUCCACGAGUUUCACCAUCAAGCCUGCGAGACUGAGGAUGACAUUCACACGCCCUGGAGGAUGGGGUUCUGGGCUGUGCAGCUUCAGGAUUCCAGUGCAAAUCUUGUCACCACUCAAGAGUUGGAAAUCAAGGCGUGCGAGCAUCUCUUCUGGUUGCUAUGCGGCAAGGAUGUGUUCUUCUGGGGUUGCCUCGUGCCAAAUGUUCUGCAUUUCCAUGCAAUCAGGUUGACCAAUUCUGCUGCCCACCUUUGGGGUUAUCGACCAUAUGUCGCUCAAUUCCAAAGUGAAUGCAAGGCUACUAACAACUGGUGGGUUGCGAUCUUCAACGGCGGCGAGGGAUGGCACAACAAUCAUCACGCCUUCAUGGGAAGCGCCAAGCAUGGUUUCAUGUGGUGGGAGUUCGACUGGGUGUACUUUGGUCUUCUCAUCCUCGGCAAACUCGGAGUCGUGUGGGACAUCAAGGUUCCAACCCAAGAAGUUCUGGAAGCUAGAUACAAGGGGAGCUCCAAGCGAGACCUUGGAAUCAAACGGUUGUACCGCUUGGAGUGUGAGUCAGCCGAAUCGAAGCGAAAGUUGACGGCACAGCCGGCAGCAUGGCUUCUAUGA
Guillardia theta CCMP2712 is the source of this 777-nucleotide messenger RNA. RefSeq lists its product as hypothetical. Bases 1 to 777 code for a protein of 258 amino acids. Lineage: Eukaryota; Cryptophyceae; Pyrenomonadales; Geminigeraceae. The transcript is spliced from 12 exons. Gene Ontology annotation, molecular function: oxidoreductase activity, acting on paired donors, with oxidation of a pair of donors resulting in the reduction of molecular oxygen to two molecules of water. The record is from RefSeq and is a predicted model, not a curated record.